AUGCACAAAUACGGUGCUCACGGCUGUACUGACAUCACCGGUUUUGGUAUAUUGGGCCAUGCGGAGAACCUGGUCCGAAUUCAACAGUCCUCGGUCCUUUUUCAUAUACACACACUACCUUGUCUUGCUGGAGCUUGCCAAUUAAGCAGCCUCUUAGAUGACCGAUUCAAACUGUUCUCUGGAUUAUCGCCAGAGACUUCAGGUGGUCUUCUAGUUGCUCUUCCGGCAAAAUCUGCUGAGACCUUCUGCAGGGAGCUUACUGAGAUCGACGGCAAUCCUGCCUGGAUAAUAGGAGAAGCAUUGACUAGUACUGAGCGCAAGGUGAUUCUCGCUGAAAAGCCUGUUAUCUUGGAAGUCAACCAUUGCGACGUUCCACAAUCCGCUGUCUGUUGCGAAAAUUAA
Molecule: messenger RNA, 402 nt
Organism: Protopolystoma xenopodis
Lineage: Eukaryota; Metazoa; Platyhelminthes; Monogenea; Polystomatidea; Polystomatidae
Source: the annotation of a GenBank genome assembly